UCUGAGGGAAAAAUGGGACUUUCAGUGAUCAGGAUGUGCAGUUUACCUUACCUGGGAGUGCUUCUAAUAGCUGUGGUUGCCAGUGACAUGAUUGAUAUGUGUUUGAAAUCAAAACAUACGUACUACAUGAAUAUUGUACUGCUGGAGGACAACACUUAUGAAUGGAGUAUGCCGCUUGUGAGGGCGGCCGUGGAACGAGCUAUACUAGAGGACAAGCAGGAGAAUGCUAAGCAUGGUUUAGACUUCACUUUGACGGCUAACUACAAUGGGUUCAACACCAACUUGUAUAAACGGCAGGGCUGUGGGAGCAGCACAUGUGAGGGGGUGACAAUACUCAAGAAGCUAAAUGCUAAUAGUGAAAUUGGAUGUGUCAUGCUGGGGCCUUCCUGCACAUAUGCCACCUUCCAGUUAGUACAUGAAGAAAUUGGCCUGCGCUUAACCAUUCCCAUCAUCUCUGCUGGGAGUUUUGGCCUCUCGUGUGACUACAAGCCUAAAUUGACCAGAAUUCUGCCUCCGGCGCGAAAGAUCUGUGACUUUUUCCUCAACUUUAUGAACGAAACUCUACCAUUCAAGGAGGACCCAUGGCACCGAGUCUACGUCUAUAAGAAGACCAACAAUGCAACUGAGGACUGCUUCUGGUACAUAAACGCACUGGAAGCACCAUCUAACAACUUUGCCAGGCGCACAGAGAGUGAGAUGCUACGUGGCGAGGAGGAGCUGAAAAAAGCUUUCCAGUCCUCGAAACGGCACAGCAACAUUUUAAUCUUAUGUGGGAAUGCUGAUGAGUUAGCUGCAGUAAAGGAGACGGUGGGCUCGAUUCCAAAAGACUUCAUGUUCAUUCUCCUAGAUCUUUACAACCCUGUAUAUCACGUAAGCCCCACAUCCGCUGCACAUAUGGAAGAUGUCUUAGUGAUCACUCUGCCACAGAGAAACUACAGCAGUGGAUCAAAUUCUUCAUUCAGUGAAACGAUAAAUGAUUAUGUGGCUGGAUAUCACGAUGGGGCUCUGCUGUUUGGCAAAGUGCUCAGAGAGAGGAUGCUCAGCAACCGCAACAACAGAACCUAUAAUCAUUCUGUACAUGACAACUUGUUUGGGAACAUCUCCUUUGAUGGAAUGGGAGGACACUAUAUGCUUGAUGAAUAUGGUGACAGAGACGUUAACUUCUCAGUCAUUUAUACAUCAGCUGUCAGUGGCAAGUAUGAAACUCUGCUAGUGUUCGAUACAUCACUGAAUGCAACCAUCAUGACUAAUCCAAACCCCGCUCUGCCUUGGGCAGGACAUAAGUUGCCCCCCGACGAGCCAAAAACUCCUGAUGAGUUUAAUACGCAGGACAUCAUUGUGAUUGUUCUGAGUCUCAGCGUCGUGGUGGUGACAGCAGUCGCUCUCAUCUUCUACAGUCAGAACAGGAAAGAGCGUUUUCUGCAGAGGAAAUGGUCUCACAUCGAACCUCACCUGAUUGGCCCUCUGGAUGAGAAGGAGGUGUCUCUGAAGAUUGAUGAAGAUAAGAGAAAGGACAGUACGUACUUCAGACAGCGAGGGCGCUACGACAAGAAGCCUGUAAUCUUGAAAGAGCUGAAACACGCAGAUGGAGACUUCACUGAGGACCAGCGGAUUGAGCUCAACACUCUCCUGCGCAUUGACUACUACAACCUGACCAAGUUUUAUGGCACGGUUAAGUUUGAGUAUGGUGUGUACGGGGUGUUUGAGCUGUGCCAGAGAGGCUCCCUCAGGUACAUUCUUAAUGACAGGAUCUCUUACCCGGAUGAAACCUUCAUGGAUAUGGGCUUUAAAAUCUCAGUCAUGUAUGACAUAGCAAAGGGCAUGUCGUAUCUCCACUCCAGUAACAUUGCAGUCCAUGGCCGCCUCAAGUCCUCCAACUGUGUGGUCGACAACCGAAUGGUGGUUAAGAUCACUGACUUUGGCUGCAACACUGUCCUGAAACCAGGAAGAGAUGUGUGGACUGCCCCAGAGCAUCUUCGUAAAGGUGGGGUGUCUCAGAAAGGGGACGUCUACAGCUAUGCGAUCAUUGCCCAUGAGAUUGUUAUGAGACAAGCCCCAUUCUACACACAGUGCUGCUCUGAUGUUAGAGAGAAGAUCUACAGGGUACAUUAUCCUACUGGACACAAUUUCUUCAGACCUGACCUGAACUUUGAGGGCGCAUCAGAUCGCGAGAUUGAGCUGUACACACUGAUAAAGAAUUGCUGGGAGGAAGACCCAGAACGGAGGCCAGAUUUUAAGAGAAUCGAGUUAACACUAGGAAAGAUUUUCAGUAACUUGCACAACCAAGCCACAGAGACGUACAUGGACAACCUGAUCCGUCGUCUGCAGAUGUACUCCAGGACUUUGGAGAAACUAGUGGAGGAGAGAACAGCUUUGUACAAAGCUGAGAGGGACAGAGCAGAUCGCCUCAACUUUAUGCUUCUUCCUGGCCCAGUGGUGCGUUCCCUGAAGGAGACGGGCAAGGUGGAGCCAGAGCUGUUUGAAGAGGUCACCAUCUAUUUCAGUGACAUUGUGGGAUUCACCACCCUCUGCUACUACAGUACCCCUAUGGAGGUGGUCGACAUGCUCAAUGAAAUCUACAAGAACUUUGACAGCAUUCUUGAUCACCAUGAUGUCUACAAGGUCGAGACAAUCGGGGAUGCUUACAUGGUUGCAUCAGGCUUGCCCAAACGCAACGGCAACAGGCAUGCAGUGGACAUCGCCCACAUGGCCCUGGACAUCCUGUCAUUUGUGGGGACGUUUGAGCUGCAGCACCUACCUGGGAUUCCUCUGUGGAUCCGUAUUGGUAUACAUUCAGGACCCUGUGCAGCAGGAGUGGUGGGGAACAAGAUGCCUCGCUACUGUCUCUUUGGAGACACAGUCAACACGGCUUCACGCAUGGAGUCCACAAGCCUGCCUCUGAGAAUUCAUGUGAGCCAGUCCACCAUCAAUAUCCUGCAGAGGACCGACUGCAAGUUUGAGUACGAAAAGCGAGGAGAGACAUAUCUGAAGGGUAAAGGGAAAAUGAUGACAUACUGGUUAACUGGGGUGACUGGGGGGGUUUACAACCUGCCGACGCCGCCGACAGCGGAGAACUUCCAGCGGCUCCAGCAGGACCUGGCAGAGAUGAUCGUGUCAAGUUUGGAUAAGCGUGGAGGUGACAGCUUCAAAAAGAGGAAGACUCUGUCCACCAAAAUCCAUCGGCGUGAGACCAACAGGAGUUUGCAGAGCGACAGACUGCCCGAGUACUUCCACAUAGCUGUCACUGAGAACCCCAGCACCUACCUGUGAUCACAGAAGAGCUUUCAGCAUAAAACACAGACACUGUACAGGUUUCUCAUGUCUGAAUCAGCACUGCUGGGUUUCUUGGGACAGUUCUGUUCGUUCAUAGGUUGGAGCGAUGAUGUUUAUAUUUGUCCAUGAGAAAUCCAGAUAAUGUGGGGGGAAGAUACCGAGCGCACUCUUCUUCACUUUGAGCCGUCCUUCUGUUUAUGUUUAGAUGUUGCCUGCAGGAAGCUCACCGAUUGAGAAACACUUGAUAAAAAUUAUUUACAAUGUAAAUAUCUUUUUCUGCUGUGAAGACAGUGGAACUCUAUCCAAACAGUACUUGUCAGGAAUAUUUUACCCUCUGACAACAUUUUCAGAGCAUCGGAAAGAUUUCUGUGUGGAUUUUUUUUUAUUUUGUUUUAUCAUAACACGUUUGAAAUAUAUAAGAUUCAAAGCAGUUCCUGUAUU
Messenger RNA from Archocentrus centrarchus (flier cichlid), 3714 nucleotides. It is a transcript of the gene gucy2ca, whose product is annotated as guanylate cyclase 2Ca. Gene Ontology annotation, molecular function: protein kinase activity; ATP binding; adenylate cyclase activity. Gene Ontology annotation, cellular component: plasma membrane. The transcript is spliced from 27 exons. The coding region runs from base 13 to 3270 and encodes 1085 amino acids. The record is from RefSeq and is a predicted model, not a curated record. NCBI's taxonomy places the organism in Eukaryota, Metazoa, Chordata, Actinopteri, Cichliformes, Cichlidae. Gene Ontology annotation, biological process: protein phosphorylation; intracellular signal transduction; receptor guanylyl cyclase signaling pathway.